AUGGCGCCGGCUAAGAUCACGCUCAACGUCGAGCCACGGGGCAAGCCGAUUCGCAAGCUCCCCAAAGAAGUCGAGAUUCCACUCAAUGGAUCCGCCGAAGAACUUCACAUUGCUCUCGCAGAAGUAACCGGCACUUCCGUACACCGACUGCGCAUCACCAAGGGCAGUGACCGCACCGUGGUCCCGAACUCGAACGGCACCACCAUCAAAGACACCGGACUGCGCGAUGCGAGCGUUAUCCACGUCAAGGACCUCGGCCCUCAAAUCGCCUGGCGCACCGUGUUCAUCAUCGAAUACCUCGGACCACUCGUGAUCCCGGCUCUUUUCCUCUUCCCACUGCGCCCGCUCCUCUAUUUUAAUUUCUCGCAGCCUCUCGCCGACCCCUCCAGCCUCCAGCAGCUCACCUGCCUCCUCCUGACCAUCCACUUCCUGAAGCGCGAGUUCGAGACCAUCUUCGUGCACCGCUUCAGCGCCGCCACCAUGCCCGCCCACAACAUCUUCAAAAACAGUGCGCACUACUGGGCCCUCGCGGGCUUCAAUAUAUCCUACUGGGUGUUCCGGCCGGACGCCGGCGCGGCGACGGAGACGCCCAACGCCGCCCUCACCUACGCUGGUCUCGUGCUUUUUGCCGUGGGCGAACUGGCCAACUUGAAUGCCCACAUGGUGCUGCGGGACCUGCGCCGUCCGGGUACCACCGAGCGCGGCAUCCCGUCCGGCUUUGGGUUCAGUCUGGUUACCUGCCCGAACUACCUCUUUGAGAUCAUGGCCUGGAUCGGUGUCUUCCUGGUUAGCCAGCUGAGCUGGAGUGUGCUGCUUUUCAUUGCUGUAGGCGGUGCGCAGAUGUGGGCUUGGGCUGCUAAGAAGGAGCGUCGGUAUCGCAAGGAAUUUGGUGACAAGUACAAGAAGAAGAAGUUUGUCAUGCUGCCUGGUCUGUGUUAA
Penicillium lagena is the source of this 939-nucleotide messenger RNA. RefSeq names its product trans-2-enoyl-CoA reductase (NADPH) TSC13. Gene Ontology annotation, biological process: very long-chain fatty acid biosynthetic process. Bases 1 to 939 code for a protein of 312 amino acids. Gene Ontology annotation, molecular function: oxidoreductase activity, acting on the CH-CH group of donors. Lineage: Eukaryota; Fungi; Ascomycota; Eurotiomycetes; Eurotiales; Aspergillaceae. The record is from RefSeq and is a predicted model, not a curated record. The transcript has 3 exons.